Messenger RNA from Penicillium waksmanii, 2037 nucleotides. RefSeq lists its product as uncharacterized. NCBI's taxonomy places the organism in Eukaryota, Fungi, Ascomycota, Eurotiomycetes, Eurotiales, Aspergillaceae. The record is from RefSeq and is a predicted model, not a curated record. The transcript has a single exon. Bases 1 to 2037 code for a protein of 678 amino acids.
AUGAACAACAGCGAUAAUGAGGAUUCCCAUAUCGAUGAAGAAAUCCACCAAUUCACCCAGAAUCUGGAAAGGGUGCGCAAGCGCAGACGGCUCACAGAGUUGCAGGCACAGAUCGCGGAGGAGAGGAGAUGGCUGCAAGAAGCGCAGGAACGCCUUGACAACGCUCGACAAAGCGUGGGCUCCGACGCUUCUGGCUCAGCCAGUGGUCAAUCACUGGGAUUUCCUAAAUCGCUUGUCGUUCCAAAACCACCUGUCAUCUCGAAAUCGCCAGCGUUCUCUGUUGCUCCCGGCCAAGAUACGAGCAGCGCUGUGGAUGCUUUGAUGGAAUCUGUUCUGAAUCAUUCCGGUGAAAAUACGGCACUGGGCAAUAGCAACACGUUUGAAAAUAGCCAAACAUUUGCUCAUAACAAAGGACUUCCCAAUGGUCAAGCGCCUAUAAAUUACGAACGCGUUCAACUAGGGGCUGAUCUUCCAGCAGCUCACCAUCCUUAUAUCCCAGACCCUGAGACUGCGACUUCUCCCCCUAUCCAAACGCGGAUAGCCGAUGGGGAAGUGAAACAGGAGUCAUCAGCUCCAGCGAUAUGGAGCAACGACGCCGCCCCUGGAUUUGUCCCAUUGGAACACCUUUUCUACGGAGGCCCGUAUGAAGGGGAGAACAAUAAAGAAAUGAAGCAUCUUUCCUCGGAAAUCGGACGUAAACCCAAGACAACAGAUGCAAUUCCUUCUCAACUAGGGACAGGUACCCAACCCGCUCUGCCGUGGACACCCAUCCAAUCUACACCUGGGCGUCGAGUCCUAGCUUCUCCGCCAAGUCCACCGGCUCUUGAAUUCGGAACCUACAGAGGGAAAAGAUGGGCUGAGUGCGUACAUUACAUCAAUACCAUGGAAGCUCACUUCUCCCGGUACCCUAAUUACUACACCGAGACUCGUAAAGUGGAGCUCGGGGCAAAAUACAUCUCGCCCGCGCUGAUGGACAAGUGGCACGAUCACAUAAUGUCGUCAGAAAACGCGUCAUGGAUGUCAUACUGUACCUUCCUGGCUCAGCAGCUCUCACGAAACGCAGACCACAGGCAAGCCCUUAAGGGAAUUGCAAGCGCCUCCCAGAAAAUUGCCCAACCUGUGACUCAUUUUGCUCUCUGGCUAAUCCAGUGGGAGCCUGUCGCUCCCGACGUUAGCAACAGUGAAUUUAGGGCCUACUUGCUGAGAGGAGUCCUCCCCGAUAUUCGCGCUCGUGCGAAAAAGUCGUACAUGGAGUUUUUGGAUUAUAAUUCAUUUGCUAUGUAUUUGCAGGAAAUCGAACACUCCACUCCAUCCCGAGCGAAAUUUUUCGCAAAACGGAAUAAUAGUACCGUCUCAAGUGACGGGCUUUUCGUCCCGAUGAAUACGAAUGAAGCUGAGCGGAAACACAAGGAAAUUUUGCCGUCAGACCUGCCUACCGAGCCGCGUAGUCAAUUUAUACGUCAAAAAUCAACAGAAGUGCCGGCUCCUCGGGACCUCGGACUCUACUCGGCACGCAGCUGGUGGGAAUGCAAAACUUUCAUGUCCAAAUUGCAAGAUUACUUCGACAAGUGCGGAAACCACUGCAAGGAAGCUCGCAAAAUCGAGAUCGGCAGGGACAAUCUCUCGUGUGCAUUGCUUCAUAAAUGGGACGAGCAUGCCGCCCAUCUUAGAACGGCAACCUGGUUCGCAUUCUGCGUUUUCCUCGUUGACCAAAUUCCUUCCGAAGGCGCAGGAAACUUCAAGUACACUAAUACCUACCAAAGGGUCAACCAAACUGUGUGCACCUUCUCGCUCGAGCUACUCCGUUGGGCUCCACCCAACUUCGGCGCAACGCAUAACCGUCUGCGGCAUCUGUGGGACCGGGUGCUCCCAGAAAUCCGUUCAAGGGCCCAUAAGAACUGGGAGGACUUUGACGAUUUUCAUGUCUUUGUUGCUUAUCUGCAGCAGGUCCAAGACUCCUUUUCAAUCCGAAAACAGACAGCAAAUCCGAGCCAACUCCUCCCACGAAAGAGUUUUCGCGUCGAUGAGAGCUCUUGA